GAUCCUUAUGGAAGAGCCUAUAAUUCCAGAAUUAAAAGCUGAUGAGCAACCAGAAGUCACAGAGAUUGAAAGUGUAUGCUUUCAUUGCUAUAAAACAGGAACAACUCGGCUCUUGGUCGUGAAGAUAGCGUUCUUUCGGGAAGUUAUCAUAUCCUCCUUCUCUUGUCCUCAUUGUGGUUUUGAAAACCGAGCCUUAGAGCCAGCUGCUCGAAUUCAGAAAAAGGGGCAGCGCAUCGUAUUAAACGUGCGAUCUCAGAAGGAUAUCAACCGUCGUGCAGUUCGUCCAGCAGGAUCGUCCAUUGAGAUACCUGAGCUGGACGCCUCAUUUCCCACAUCCGACGGAGAUGUAUCCACUAUCGAGGGUAUUAUAUUGGGCAUCGCUGACAAUAUUGAGAAACUGCAACCAGAAAGAAAGUUAAAGCAGCCGGAUAUAGCUGAAAAGUUACAGACAUUCCUGGGACGAUUGCGCGGUCUCCUGUUAUUGGAAAAACCAUUCACACUCAUCAUGGAUGACCCUUCUGGAAACGGAUUUAUUGAAAAUUACCUUGCUCCAGAUAAAGAUCCUCAACUUGAGAUAACUUUAUAUCAGAGAACACCGGAGCAAGACGCUGCUCUAGGAAUUCGUCCGGAUUCUGAUGAUGAGACGCCUAAUGGUGUAGUCGCGUCGUCCGAUGCGACACAUGAAACAUCUCUACCUGACGACCGGAUUGGCGAAGACGAGGUGCUCAAUUUUAACGUCAACUGUCCCAAUUGCAACGCUCCGUCGACUACUCGCAUGAAGCUUGUCGAUAUUCCACAUUUCAAGCAAAUCGUGCUCAUGGCGACAGUUUGUCCCGAAUGUGGCCACAAAGACAGUGAGGUCAAGGCGUCAGGAGGAAUCAGCCCGAAGGGACGCUUUUACCGUCUCAAAUUGACUCAUGCGGCCGACUUAUCCAGAGAUGUAUUGAUAUCGGAGACCUCAGGCAUUCGAAUUCCCGAACUGGAUCUGGAAUCAAUGGGUGGCACUUUAGGCGGGCGUUUUACGACAUUAGAGGGCCUGCUUCUGGCGGUUAGUGAUCAGGUCACAUGCAAUGCACCUCACUUUGUUGCUUCAGCUUACCAGUGCUUGUCCAUUUGUGUUGGGGGAUAGCGCACCUCAGGAUGAAAAGACUCAGAAACUGGCUUCUGUCAUUGAAGAGCUGAAAACGAUCGCUUCCGGUCAGCGUCUCGGGGUGACUUUCGAAUUAAAGGACCCAGCAGGCAACAGCUACCUACAGAAUUUGUACGCUCCUGAUCCGGAUCCUGAGCUGGAAGUGGUCGACUAUGACCGAACGCCGGCGGAAGACGAUGAUCUUGGAAUAACCGAUAUGAACACCACGAAUUAUGACGGUGCUGCAGCGAACAAAUCCGGUGACGCCUCCUGAGAGUGCCAUACGUCUGUUUCCAUUUCCUUUAUUUUCUCAUUACUCUGAACUGACCUCAACUGUAUCCAUUGCAGUGACUGAUGUCCUGUUUUUCUUCAGAGGCAACCAGUUCAAAUCCCCAUAAAUCUUUCGUUUCUCCUUUUCGGAACUUUAUCGCGACUUCGGAGUUCAUGUGGGACCGACGGGUAGCUGUUUCCCGAGUUUUCCUCAAAGUAUGGGAAGCACUAUGGUUAUGAUCCUGUCUAUCGAGUUUAACCACUUGACCGGCUGAUGAGCGAAGUGCUUCUGGCUGACUGGUGUUUUAUAGGACGCAACCACUUUCCGUUUUCUACAAACUUCUUGACGACCUCUUAUACCAUCCGGAUCUAUCUAAUGCAGAAACACCCCGAGAAUAUGCCGUUGAAACAUAGGUUCGAUUGCUGAGGAGUAUUCGGUGUUUUGACACUGUUUAAGUGGACUUGUAGAAUAAACUGUCGAUCAUUUGCAGAUUCUUUUAAAUAUCC
Messenger RNA from Dicrocoelium dendriticum, 1906 nucleotides. Lineage: Eukaryota; Metazoa; Platyhelminthes; Trematoda; Plagiorchiida; Dicrocoeliidae. The record is from the annotation of a GenBank genome assembly.